Rhodamnia argentea is the source of this 1057-nucleotide messenger RNA. RefSeq names its product pyridoxine/pyridoxamine 5'-phosphate oxidase 2. Bases 59 to 661 code for a protein of 200 amino acids. Lineage: Eukaryota; Viridiplantae; Streptophyta; Magnoliopsida; Myrtales; Myrtaceae. Gene Ontology annotation, molecular function: pyridoxamine phosphate oxidase activity; FMN binding. The record is from RefSeq and is a predicted model, not a curated record. The transcript has 7 exons. Gene Ontology annotation, biological process: pyridoxine biosynthetic process.
AUUUCAUUCCAAAUCUACAACAAACAUAUCCCCAAAAAGCAGAGCGGAGAGAAUCAGGAUGGGCAGUCCAACGGCGACGGCGCCAUGGAAGCAGCUUCUCCUCAAUGCGCUGCACUCCAACUCCGGCCUCAAGCACUCCUCCUUCUUCCAGCUCGCGACUGUCGGAUCCAAUGGAAGACCCUCCAAUCGAACCGUCGUCUUCCGGGGGUUUCAAGAGAACACCGAUAAGAUCCAAAUUCAUACCGAUUCCCGCAGUCGCAAGAUUGAAGAGCUCAAGCACAAUCCUCUAGCUGAGGUAUGUUGGUACUUUACCGACUCUUGGGAGCAGUUUCGGAUUAGCGGAGUAGUUGAGAUGAUUGAUCACUCGAAUCCCGAUAGCCUGAAGCUUCAGCAACGAGAGAAAGCUUGGCAUGCUUGUUCUGUGAAAUCCAGACUACAGUACUUGGGACCUACUCCUGGCCUCCCCUCCAUAAGCGAACAUUUUACAGAUGAAAAUUCUUUAGAUUCUUCGACCGGCCCUGUAGAUUCAUUUUGUCUGCUGAUUCUGGAUCCGGAUCAGGUUGACUAUUUGAAUUUGAAGAGUAACCAGAGGAUGACUUUUAAAUCGACUAAAAGUCAUUCUGAAGAGAAAUGUUGGGUUUCAGAGAGGAUUAAUCCAUGACUUUUUUAUUUAUCUAGUAUCUGAUCUUCACAAUCUACACAGAUAAAAUGGCGAAUUCAGAGCAUUUCCAGUGGUUUUCUUUAACACCAACAUUUCUAGGCUGAUGUUAUCUGCAGAUAAUCUCUCAAUCUUUCGGCACCAUGUGUAAAAGAAUAAGCCUUUUCACCUGGGAUUAGUAAGCCAAGCACAAAAUUCUCCAGAGAAGCGAGCAGAUGCAUCUGUAUGCAUACUUUAGUAUGGCCAAAGACUGACGAACUUUGAGGAGUACUUGGCAACUUUUCAGUUGCUUUGCCAUCUUGAGGAACAUUUGCUAUCCUCCAUAUGGUAGGUUCCCAUGGUCAGAGGUAUUUUCCUUGAUCAAGAGAAUAUAAGAGAGUCACGGGUAUUUGUGCUUGA